This is a messenger RNA of Pseudoliparis swirei, 5285 nucleotides long. RefSeq lists its product as uncharacterized. Gene Ontology annotation, molecular function: protein binding; zinc ion binding. Lineage: Eukaryota; Metazoa; Chordata; Actinopteri; Perciformes; Liparidae. The record is from RefSeq and is a predicted model, not a curated record. The transcript is spliced from 5 exons. The coding region runs from base 1490 to 4876 and encodes 1128 amino acids.
GAAACACAGAGAGAGAGAGAGAGAGAGAGAGAGAGAGAGAGAGAGAGAGAGAGAGAGACAGACUUAUGAUGCAGAAAGAAACAUAAACAGGAGAUCAACGUUUCCUGACCAGCGACGCACAGGAAUGAAAACAUCCACCUGGACCUCAUCUCCCUUCCCUGUGCUGCGGGAUCCAUUCCUCCUGAGCGUACCUGCUUUGUUCCUACUGGCCAUUGUUGUUCGGAGCUAAUGGUCUCGGACUGCACCAGUGAGGGAGAGCCUUGUGCUACCGGACCUCCCGGGGCCGCGCUCUCAGCCCUCAUACCGGGUCAUGUGACACCCCUUUCAACACUAAUCACUCGGCUGAUGGCCAUCGAGGUGGAGGGAGGAGGGAGGGGGGGGGGCAUAUUGUGUUGUCGACCGGGAGGUUUAACGUAGACAAAGCACCCUGGCUUUUAAAAUAUUAAAAAACUGAAUAUAACAGCGGUUUGGUCCACGGAGAUACAAAUAAAAAUAAAAGAGUAACAAAAAAAGCGAUGUCAUCGAAGCGUCUUAAUAAAUAAGCAGCAUUUUUUUUUUUUUAAACAAGCAAUGAAAAUCUAGGAAUAUCAGCAUGUUUCCUAUUCUCAUGCAGCGCUGCUCCUUGAACGUCACAAGACUGAUACUUGUAGUUUUAAAAAAAAGUUUACUCAUUUUUAAAAGUAAAGUAUCUAUAAAAGAGUCAUCCGACAAUAAAAUAAGUUAAUAUAUCGAUUGUGAAGAUGUGUUGCGACCCAACAGCCUUAUUAUUUACCACGUUGACGUGCAGCUGGACAACAGGUGUUAUGACACACAACGACCACUAGAUGGACCCCAACACAAAGAAUUGACACCGGAUACAGCUGCUCAGCGGGGCAUGAAGAAGACAAAAAUUCAACUUACUGAGUAUGAAAAUUCAUAUAAAAUUACCCAUAUUUCUCCUAUAUGUUCAUAAAUGUAUAUCGAGUAGCACGCUUUGAUUUGAGGAUGAAUCACAACUUAAAGUUCUGUCAUAUCGACAAUAAUUGUGCAAGAUAUUGGAAAAACAAGCAGCAGAAUUAACGGUCGUAAAGUUAAAUGAUGAGACUAAUGUGAAUAAGUAUCCGUGGAUUUAAAUGGUGGUGAGUGAAAACAGGUUUUAAACACUAACUCUGCUUUGCUACCAUGUUCUAGUGUUGCAUUAGUAUUAUUAUAAAAGGGCGUACAGUUAAUUUGUGGACCUCUUCUGGUUGAAGUAAAGCUUUUUAAAUACACACUCCCUCCCCUGAUAGGUAAAGCAUCACCAUUGCUCUAUAUUAUAUAAUUGUUCCGGCCCAAGAGGCGGAGCCACCCUGAAGAGGAGAGCUGCUGCGUCACACUCAGGAAACGAGAGUUAACUUCAGUCAGAAACACUGCAGUCGAGACGAGUCUCUGCUUUUCCCUCAGAGACGAUUCAAAGUGACGUCUUCAGGUUUUUCUCAACAACUCAACAGAGUCUCUUCCAAACACUGAUAUGGCGGAUGCACACUUUCUGCCAUCUGAAGAUCAGUUCCUGUGCCCAAUCUGUCUGGAUGUGUUCACUGAUCCAGUCAGCACGUCAUGUGGACACAACUUCUGCAAAAAGUGCAUCAAUGCACACUGGAAUACCAACAACCGGAACAUGUGUCCGAUGUGUAAAAAGGUUUUCUUCUCAAGACCUGAGCUGCUCGUUAACACCUUCAUCUCCGAGAUGGUUUCUCAGUUCAGACAGUCGACUCAACGGAAAGCUCGGAGCUCAAGGAAACAGGUUGCCAAACCAGGAGAAGUUCCCUGUGACGUCUGCACUGGAACCAAACUGAAGGCCCUGAAGUCCUGCCUGGUGUGUCUGGUCUCCUACUGUGAGACUCACCUGGAGCCUCACCUGACAGCUUCACGCCUGAAGAGACAUCAGCUGAUGGACCCUGUGGAGAACCUGGAAGACAGGAUGUGUCUGAAGCACGAUAAACCUCUGGAGCUGUUCUGUAGGACCGACCAGACGUGUGUCUGCAUGCUCUGCAGUGUGUUGGACCACAAGAUGCACGAUAUUCGUCCUCUGGGAGAAGAAUGUGAAGGAAAGUUAGCCGAGCUGGGGAAGACGGAGGCUGAAAUUCAGCAGAUGAUCCUGAAGAGACAAGUGAAGAUUCAGGAGAUCAGACACUCAGUCAACCUCAGUGAGGAAGAUGCAAACAGAGAGAUAGUAGAAGGUAUCAAGGUCUUCACGGAUCUGAAGGAGUCUGUGGAGAGAGGCCAGGCCAAUCUUAUCAACACAAUCAGAGCAAAGCAAAGAAAGAAAGCAAAACAGGCGGAAGUGGUCAUCAGAGAGCUGGAUCUGGACAUUUUGAAGCUGUUGAAUAGACGCACUGCAGUGGAGCGUCUUUCACGCUAUGAAGACCACCUCCACCUCCUCCAGAGUGUCCAGUCCCUCAACAUCCACCAUCCACCACCCACCAAGGACUGGUCUCAGGUCAGUGUUCCUCCAGCAUCACAUGAGGGGACUGUGAGGAGAGCUGUGUCUCAGCUGGAGGAGACGCUCAGUAACAAGAUGAAGAUGCUAUUUAAAGCCGAGGUGAAGAGGGUCCAGAAGUUUGCAGUGGACGUGACUCUUGAUCCACGCCUCAUCCUGUCUGAUGACGGUCUUGACGAUCCAGAGAGAUUUUCUGAUUGCGUUUGUGUCUUAGGAAAGCAAAGUUUCUUCUCAUGGAAAUCGUACUUUGAGGUUCACGUUAAAGGAAAGACUGACUGGGAUGUAGGAGUGACCAGAGAGUCGGUCAACAGGAAGGGAAAGAUCACACCGAGUCCUCAGAACGGUUACUGGACUAUACGGUUGAGAAAUGGAAAUGAGUACAGAGCCUCUGCUGGUCCUUCAGUUCUUCUCUCCCUGAGGUCUGGGCCUCAGAAGGUGGGGGUGUUUGUGGACUAUGAGGAGGGUCUGGUCUCCUUCUAUGACGUAGAAGCUGCAGCUCUCAUCUACUCCUUUACUGGCUGCUCCUUCAAGGAGAAGCUCCUCCCAUACUUCAGCCCCUGUAAUAAUAACGGUGGUAAAAACGCUGCACCUGCAAAAAGCUCGCCUGUCAAAUUGAAACGAAAGUUAAGUUCAGAGUCAGAAACACUGCAGUCGAGACGAGUCUCUGCUUUUCUCUCAGAGACGAUUCAAAGUGACGUCAUCAGGUUUUUCUCAACAACUCAACAGUCUCUUCCAAACACUGAUAUGGCUGCUGCCAGCAACCUGCUGUCUGAAGAUCAGUUCCUGUGCUCCGUCUGUCUGGAUGUGUUCACUGAUCCAGUCACAACACCAUGUGGACACAACUUCUGCAAAAAGUGCAUCAAUGAUUACUGGAGUACCAACAACCAGAACAUGUGUCCACUGUGUAAAAAGGUUUUCUUCUCAAGACCUGAGCUGCACGUCAACACCUUCAUCUCCGAGAUGGUUUCUCAGUUCAGACAGUCGACUCAACGGAAAGCUUGGAGCUCAAGGGAACAGGUUGCCAAACCAGGAGAAGUUCCCUGUGACGUCUGCACUGGAACCAAACUGAAGGCCCUGAAGUCCUGCCUGGUGUGUCUGGCCUCCUACUGUGAGACUCACCUGGAGCCUCACCUGACAAUGUCAGGCCUGAAGAGACAUCAGCUGAUGGACCCUGUGGAGAACCUGGAAGACAGGAUGUGUCUGAAGCACGAUAAACCUCUGGAGCUGUUCUGUAGGACCGACCAGACGUGUGUCUGCAUGCUCUGCACUGUGUUGGACCACAAGAUGCACAAUGUUGUUCCUCUGAAACAAGAAUGUGAAGGAAAGAAGGUGGAGCUGCAGAAGACAGAGGCUGAAACUCAGGAGAUGAUCCAGAAGAGACGCCUGAAGAUUCAGGAGGUCCAACACAACGUGAAGCUCAGUGAGGAAGAUGCAGACCGAGAGAUAGUAGAAGGUGUUCUGGUCUUCACGGCUCUGAUGGAGUCUGUGGAGAGAAAACUGAACGAGCUUAACGACGCGAUCAAAGCAAAGCAGAGCAAAAAGGAAAAACAGGCCGAAGCUGUCAUCAGAGAGCUGGAACAGGAGAUCUCUGAUCUGAUGAAGAGGAGCACUGAGGUGGAGAAGCUCUCCCUCUCUGAAGACCACCUCCACCUCCUCCAGAGUGUCCAGUCCCUCAACAUCCACCAUCCACCACCCACCAAGGACUGGUCUCAGGUCAGUGUUCCUCCAGCAUCACAUGAGGGGACUGUGAGGAGAGCUGUGUCUCAGCUGGAGGAGACGCUCAGCAAAAAGAUGAAGAAACUGUUUAAAAUUGAAGUAAGGUGGGUCCAGAAGUUUGCGGUGGACGUGACUCUUGAUCCUGAAACAGCAAAUCCUGACCUCAUCCUGUCUGAUGACAGGAAACAAGUGAAACAUGGUGAUGUGACGAAGAAUCUCCCAGACAACCCAGAGAGAUUUUCUUAUUGUAACUGUGUCUUAGCAAAGCAAAGUUUCUCUUCAGGCAGAUUCUACUUUGAGGUUCAAGUGAAAGACAAGACUGACUGGGAUGUAGGAGUGGUCAGAGAGUCCAUCAACAGGAAGGGAAACAUCAGACUGAGUCCUGAAGAUGGUUGUUGGAUUAUAUGGUUGGCAAAUGGAAACGAGUAUGAAGCUCUUGACGCACCGUCAGUCAGUCUCUCCCUGAGGUCUGGGCCUCAGAAGGUGGGGGUGUUUGUGGACUAUGAGGAGGGUCUGGUCUCCUUCUAUGACGUAGAAGCUGCAGCUCUCAUCUACUCCUUUACUGGCUGCUCCUUCAAGGAGAAGCUCCUCCCAUACUUCAGCCCUGAUAGUAAUGAGGGUGGUCAAAACUCUGCUCCUCUGAUCAUCUCUCCUGUCAGAGGUCGAUGGGGUGCACCGCUGAUCCCCGCUGUGAUUGGGUGAGAGGCCGUUCACAGGGGGGGCCUGGGGAGAAGCCACAGCGCUCGGAAACUAGUUUUUCGACGUCGACCAGCUGCAACGGCCAAACCGAGCCACCCGGACAUCGCAUUUGGCACGCGGAACUUUGAGUAGAUGAGACAAUUAUUCUUUUUUUGCUCUUUUUGAUGCACAGCCACUGAAAAUAUAUUGCCGACUGUCAUUGUUACAUGAAGCUUAAUUUAAGGCGAAAGGGCUUUUACAUUCCUCUGGUGUCUUUAGAACAGAGUUAAUCCUUGUGUUGCCUUAGGGUCAUUUUGACCCGAAUCAAUAUUACACCCUCCCCCCGCCUUUGGGUCAUUUUGACCCGAUUCAAUGUUUCACCCUCCUGUUCUUUAUAUUUACUAACAUAUUUUACCCUUUGGGUUCAAUUUGA